Caenorhabditis remanei is the source of this 1140-nucleotide messenger RNA. RefSeq lists its product as uncharacterized. Bases 1 to 1140 code for a protein of 379 amino acids. The transcript is spliced from 7 exons. Gene Ontology annotation, molecular function: protein tyrosine kinase activity; ATP binding. NCBI's taxonomy places the organism in Eukaryota, Metazoa, Nematoda, Chromadorea, Rhabditida, Rhabditidae. The record is from RefSeq and is a predicted model, not a curated record. Gene Ontology annotation, biological process: protein phosphorylation.
AUGGCUAAUAAAGAAAAACUUCCAGAAGAAGACAUUAACCUACCGUACUAUCAUGGAGCACUAAUGAAUCAAGAUGCCGAUCAACUUCUUGUGAACGACGGUGACUACAUGAUAGUGAUGAAAAUGAGUCCAGAGUUGAACAAAAUGCAAUUAUUUCUGACGGUUCGGCUUAAAAAAGGCAUCCGGAGGUAUGAGAUCAAGCGGACACCGUCGAGCGCCAAAUUUGCGAACAAAAGUGCGUCAAACAUUGGUAAACUGGUGGAUAUGUUGAUAAAGGAGACAGUGGAAGUGAAAGGGGAACGUGUUAUACUGAAACGGGCGAUUCCGAAAGGCAAAUUUCAGCUUAUGCAUAAGGAUGUCGACUUUAAAAAGAAGCUUGGCUCGGGAGCCUAUGGUACAGUAUACCGGGGUCGAUUAACCAAAACCAACACAAAAAUCGCUGUGAAAAAGUUGGAUACGGAGGGAAACGACGAGGAAAUGUUGGCGGAAAUGAUGAAGGAGGCGAGAGUGAUGCAGUUGUACGACCAUCCGAAUAUUGUGAAAUUCUAUGGAUACAUUUUGGAUGAUAUCCCCUAUUUAUUGGUGUUGGAGUACUGUAACGGUGGUUCUGUGGAGGAUCGACUCGUGGAGAAGGGAGCCAAGUUGAGCACACAGACCCGGUCCCUGUAUACAUACCAUGCGGCGUGUGGAAUCGAUUAUUUGCAUAAGAAGAAAUGCAUCCACCGUGACAUCGCCGCGCGUAACUGUCUCAUCCACAAGGAUAUCGUGAAAAUCGCGGAUUUCGGUAUGUGCCGCGCGACGUCGAUCUACAAAGUGGACCUGAACAAGCCCACAAACAUCCGUUGGUUGGCUCCAGAAGUUUGGGACAACGGAGAGACGCGUGCCAACACUGACAUCUACGCGUUCGCCGUGAUGAUGUGGGAGUUCUACGAGCAAAAAACUCGUGGUGGGUACCGUCUCCCGACGCCUGCCGGCAUGCCUCCAGAGAUUGAGGAGAUUAUGAAGGAGUGUUGGCACGUGGAUCCCAAUAAGCGUCCGACGGCUUCUGAAUUGAAGCAAAAGCUAGAGGAAGCUAUCACCAAAGCGGAGGGCUCGACUGGGCUGGAGAAGAGCAAGAGUCAGACGAGCAAUCAAAAUUAG